AUGGCGACAAGCCAGCCCAUGGGCUCAAUCUUCUCGACAUCGUUGUCGCCCUGCUUUGUGCGGUUGUCUGAUAUGGGCUGGAUCGGAUUUGGGGCCUUUGUUGUGUCUGCCACGUACAUCCUGUACAAGCACCCUCCAUACUCUUGGGAUUUCGGACCAUGGCGUUGCGCCCAGCAGCCCGGCGCGGCAGCCCUUGCGCCCAAACCAUCAGGCGCCAGAAAGACGCCAGAACAUUCAUUCCUGCAGGAUGAACUGGAUCUAGACUCCGUGGCGCAGGACUCUCGGGGAGCUGAAAUUGAAUCGACGGAAACCACCCCGAAGGUUUCUGCGAUCGCGACCCCGCUUAGCCUCAACGUCCCUACAUUGAACCUAGAUGAAACUUCAACAUCAAGUGUUCCCGAUGCUCAGCCGGCAUCGCUCCAGCCUCCGAAGGUGCUAUCACCACCUCUCCUAAACACACCCACCAUCGAAACCCGCCCGCAGGCCCUGCCCCCCCCAGCCAAACCCUCCGGCCUCAUGCCUCCUCCACCUCGGCCGUCCGCCCGUGUUCCAUUGCGCCCUCCACCCUCCGCAGCUUCGUCUCUUCGUGCCCCGCCGUCUCGCACACCAGCAGGCAGCAAGCUGUCUAGCAGCACGCUUUCGCCUCUGGGCCUAGCAGGCAAACCUCAGAAAUCUUCGCGACAAGUCACCCUUGAACCCGGCCAUUCCCCUUUGGAUUGGGCGGCGUUAACUUCAGAUCCGCGAAAUAAUCUUCGCGGCAAGGAUCUACCUCCGAGUCUCAUUCGGGUGACACCAUCCAUGUUGAAGUUGCACAACGGAAGGAAGGGGUACGAUGCCUGGACAUCGUAUCAAGGAAAGGUAUACAAUAUCACCCCCUACCUGCCGUUUCAUCCCGGUGGAAAAGGAGAGCUUUUGAGGGGUGCUGGAAAGGACUCGGGGAGGCUCUUUCUAGAAGUGCACCCCUGGGUUAACUGGGAUGGAAUGCUGAGCGAGUGCGUAGUGGGCAUUUUGGUCAGUGAACAUGAUCCUGAAGACCGCACCGGAGCAUUGGAUGAAAUGGAUUAA
Molecule: messenger RNA, 1065 nt
Organism: Uncinocarpus reesii 1704
Lineage: Eukaryota; Fungi; Ascomycota; Eurotiomycetes; Onygenales; Onygenaceae
Product: putative heme/steroid binding protein
Exons: 1
Coding region: 1-1065 (354 amino acids)
Molecular function (GO): heme binding
Source: RefSeq, a predicted model, not a curated record